AUGGAUCAAAAGAAAGAAAGAGGGGACCUGGAUACAUCUGGUGGUAAGAGGAUUGGACCGCCAACGCUUGGCCCGGCAUUCAAUUUUAUGGUGCAGUUUUCCAACAGGGUUCAGAGCUGUUUUAAGGUUAUAAUUCAAAGCACUCCAGUUUCUGGCUGGCUAAUUAUAUUCAGUGAGAAAUUUGCUGAUAUAUUUGAUUUUCAGACGCAAUUCAAGCGAUCAUUCAGAAAUGACGAGGGAGGCAAUGGCAAUUCGGCAUUGUUUAUUGAAAGAGAAGCUGACUCUUUGUGGAAACUCAGCCUAGAGAAGCAAUUACAAGCUUGGAGAGAAAAUCCUACGUGGGAUACUGAAACACCUGAAAUAAAGGUGACAAAUAGCCAUGAGAUUUACUAAGAUUGUGCGUAAAAUAUUAUCUUAAUAAUCACGAAGGUCUGUUUAUGCGGGAAGGCCUAAAUCCUGGAGUGCCAGAUAUCUGAAUAAAUCCUGAACAUAUGCCAUGUCAUAUGUGUUCGUCCCCACUACUUUGAUCGCAUUGCUCUCAUUUGGCUUUAUGUCUGCAUUCGUCACUUUAUCGGUGAACCAUGGAGGAUGCUUCAUUUGUGCAGAGGCUUAGAUCAAAUAACCCUAGAUUGUCAGUUGCCCCUCAGGGUCUGUCGUAGGUGCCUUUGCAAUCCAGUGAUCACAUUUGAGAAGCAACUGAUGUCAAUCGAAAACGUUCAGGAAACCUUCAACUUUAAAGUCAUUUCAUAGCCUUUCGACAAGAGUUCAUGUCAAUGCGUGGAUCGAAUACCAGAUCGCUGUAGUCACCUCCUGUUUUAUAAGGUUUUAUGUUAUGGUUUAGUCAUAGAUAAUGGUGAGCUCUGUCUUUUACUUAUCUUUCACGGAGUAAACUAAAAAUCCUGAUUCGAUUCAAGAGUAUGCAACAUAAAUUGUUGAAUUGUUUUGUUUUCAGGUUACAGUUCCAAAAGGUUCUCUCUGUAACCUGAAUGUGAAGUUUAAAGUUGGCCUGCCACCAGAUGCUAUCUACAACAUUGUUAUUGAUCCUGAUAAUAGAAGGGUAUUCAAAAACAUCAAGGUUUGGAUCUCAUCAUCGAGUACAAACCCUAUCCGUACAUCGUUUUCAAGUGAAAACUAUCUAGUUGUGUUUUUUGUUGUAUAAUAUUAUUGAAAAAUGCCCCUUCAUUCCGUCAUUUAUAUUUUAUUCAGGUUUUUAUUCUGUACUUAUGCUUUUUAGUAUAGUCUCUGCAGUUUCAUUCGUUUGUACCUAUUUUUUCUGCAUUUUGACAUUCAUAGAAAGAUAAAACACUUGAGAACACUAGAGUUCAAACGCUUCUAUUUAUUAACUUCUCGAGACUUGGAUGCAAGGAGUCUGCAUGUUCUUCAUGGAUGCAUCAGGUGACUGGUUCUCAAAUUGAAGUACUCAUUGGAUCUCCAUCUCUCUUGUUUAAUAUUUAAGCUUUAAACCUGUCUGCGAGAAUAGUCUGAAACAUUUCACCCGUAUGCCAUCCGUUUACUCAUCAAUGAUGGAUAGCUUUUGAUUAGUUGAUUGAAAUGUUGGAAUCUCCGGUGGCUGCAGUUAUUGAUUGCAUCUUUCUCCUUUUAUGACUGUGUUUAACAUCGUAUUACUUUUAUGUAUGACAUCAAGUUAUUUGAUUAGUUACAUCCUACACUUAUGCUCGAUAAACAACAGAAAUUUGUUUUCCCCAUGCUUUCCUGUCAUAUUGAUUGUUCCAAUUUCAUAUCAUUCAGAGAGCUGGCAUUUUAUUGAGAAACUUCUCGUGUGUUCUUCCCUUUUGUAAUUCUUUAUUCAAAAACAUUUAUCGGAAAAAUUUGAAUAGAAUAUGCGCAUUCAGUGAUCGUAAUUGUUUCAGAUACUCCAACUUAUGCUUAUUAUUUCAACUAUUAUUUUGCAAACUGCGGACCUAACGAACUUUUGACCAUGGAUACUUUUGGGAGAAUAAGCUCUGUUAAUGUCCCUGGGACCAGCUGAUUGUCUAAUUUCGUGUUUUUUUCAGCAUUAUUUUCUUGUAGCUCUCAUCCAUGCAUCUCGUUUUCUUCUUUCAUGUCGCCUUGCUAUUUGGAUUAAUUUUCUGAUAUGGCAGUCGAAUUUUGUCCCUUUGGUCAAGAUUGCAACGUUAGUUCUGUCUAGUCCUAUGUUUUUUUAACUAUGAAUGCAUAUUGGUUAAACAUUCAAUUUUUGACUUUCGUUUUCGUCUGACAUUUCAGGAAGUGGUAUCCAGAAAGGUUCUGAUCGACGAGGGCUCGAGGCAAGUAGUUGAGGUGGAGCAAACAGCACUAUGGAGGUUCCUGUGGUGGUCUGGGACCAUUUCAGUUCAUGUUUUUGUCGAUCAGAGCAGAAAAGAUCACACGGUGAGGACACUGCCUUUGGCUCCCCCUCUAAAUUCUUGUAAAAAUAUCUUCUUCACUAUUUCGAAAAAGCCUCCGGGGUUGGAACGCGAAGUAAUACAACAUUAUGAAGCGGUGAUUUUAGGUCAAAUACGUUAUAGUUUAUACCCUCAUUCGAUCCUGAAAUCAUCCAAUGUCUCCUCUGCAGAUCAGAUUCAAACAAGGCAAUAUCGGGUUCAUGAAGAGGUUCGAAGGUUGCUGGAGAGUAGAGCCUCUCUUUGUCGACGAAGAAAUCUGCUCUCCGCAGCGGCCCAGGACGCUUUCGGAAUACGAGUCUUGUUCCGGGCCCAAAGGAAGGGUCGGGUCUCUGGUGACCUUGGAGCAGCUGGUUCAGCCGACGAUCGUCCCUCCGCCGCCAAUUUCAUGGUAUCUGAGGGGAAUCACCGCGAGGACCACCGAGAUGCUUGUGACCGACCUACUGGCGGAGGCUGACCGACUAAGAUCCUUCUCGGACGGUUCUGAUUCACCAGAGGAGGACAACGGACCAGGCUGCACCAUCGUUGACUCCCUCCCCGCUCGUGACGCCGGCGAGAUGAUUAAGGAGCGGUGGCGCCUAAGGCGUCGAGCGAGGAAGAAUCCCUGA
Molecule: messenger RNA, 2989 nt
Organism: Spirodela intermedia
Lineage: Eukaryota; Viridiplantae; Streptophyta; Magnoliopsida; Alismatales; Araceae
Source: the annotation of a GenBank genome assembly